Rosa chinensis is the source of this 2305-nucleotide messenger RNA. RefSeq names its product kelch domain-containing protein 4. NCBI's taxonomy places the organism in Eukaryota, Viridiplantae, Streptophyta, Magnoliopsida, Rosales, Rosaceae. Gene Ontology annotation, molecular function: protein binding. The record is from RefSeq and is a predicted model, not a curated record. Bases 81 to 2036 code for a protein of 651 amino acids. The transcript has 20 exons.
GCUCGCGCCGAUUUUCUCAGAAGUCUGAAGUCUGAAGAAGAAGAGUGGAAAAAGGGUGAAGCUUUGAGUGACCCAGAAAAAUGGGGAAGAAAGGGAAGAAGCCCGGAAAGGGAAAAGAGAAGACGGAGAAGAAAACAGCCAAAGCUGAGGAGAAGAGAGCUCGCAGAGACACCAAGAAGCUCUCUCCCGAGGACGACAUCGAUGCCAUUUUGCUGAGUAUACAAAAGGAGGAAGCCAAGAAGAAGGAAGUCCAUGUUGAGGAAAAUGUCCCAGCUCCUUCUCCGCGUUCCAACUGCACCCUGAGCGUCAAUCCCUUGAAAGAGACAGAGUUAAUCCUUUACGGGGGUGAAUUCUACAAUGGUAAUAAGACGUUUGUCUAUGGCGAUUUUUACCGGUACGAUGUUGAAAAGCAGGAAUGGAAGUUAAUUUCAAGCCCUAAUAGUCCACCUCCUCGUAGUGCUCACCAGGCUGUCACCUGGAAGAACUAUCUUUACAUCUUCGGUGGUGAAUUUACUUCCCCAAACCAAGAGAGGUUCCAUCACUAUAAGGACUUUUGGAUGUUGGAUCUCAAAACAAAUCACUGGGAACAGCUAAACUUAAAAGGGAGUCCAAGUCCACGCUCAGGUCAUCGAAUGGUGUUGUACAAGCACAAGAUUAUUGUUUUUGGCGGCUUCUAUGACACUCUAAGAGAAGUGAGGUAUCAUAAUGAUCUUUAUGUAUUUGACCUGGACCAGUUCAAGUGGCAAGAAAUAACCCCUAGGCCUGGGGCCAUGUGGCCAAGUGCACGAAGUGGCUUUCAAUUUUUUGUUUACCAAGAUGAGAUCUUUCUAUAUGGUGGCUAUUCCAAAGAAGUUUCAUCUGAUAAAACCGGCUCUGAGAAAGGAAUUGUUCAUUCAGACUUGUGGUCCCUUGAUCCUAGGACAUGGGAAUGGAACAAGGUAAAAAAAAGUGGGAUGCCUCCUGGACCCCGCGCUGGGUUUUCCAUGUGUGUUCAUAAGAAGAGAGCUUUGCUAUUUGGGGGUGUAGUGGACAUGGAAGUUCAAGGUGAUGUAAUGAUGAGCUUGUUCUUGGACGAACUUUAUGGCUUCCAAUUAGACAACCAUCGCUGGUACCCAUUGGAGCUACGGAAGGGGAAGUCAACAAAAGAUAAGGUAAAAAAAAGUUCUGGACGAAAACGUAAUAAUGAUGGUGAUGAUAAAAUGGAUACAACUGAACAAGAGGAGUCUAAAGAAAAUGGCAAAGAUGAGAAUUCUGAAUAUGAUGAAGAAGUAGGCAACUCAGGGAGCAAAAUUGAUGGUAUAUCGCAGCAAAUGGCUACAGCCAUGAAUGUUGAUGAUUCUGAUUUACCAGAGAUAGUGAAGCCCUGUGGACGUAUCAAUUCCUGCAUGGUUGUUGGAAGAGAUACAUUAUAUGUUUAUGGAGGAAUGAUGGAGGUCAAGGAUCAAGAAAUUACACUGGAUGACUUGUAUUCUCUUAAUCUUAGCAAACUUGAUGAGUGGAAGUGCAUCAUAACGGCAUCGCAAUCUGAAUGGGUUGAGGCCUCUGAAGAUGAAGAUGAGGAUGAGGACGAGGAUGAAGAUGAGGAUGAAGAUGAAGAUGAAGAUGAGGAUGAAGAUGAGGAGACUGAUGAUGAUAAUGACGGAGAGAGUGGUAAAGGUGGAUCGCUUCAAAUGGGGGAAGCUGUUGCUUUAAUCAAGGGCGGGGGUAAGACUCUGCGGAGGAAAGAGAAACGGGCCAGAAUAGAGCAGAUUAGAGCCAGUCUUGGCCUUUCAGAUUCGCAAAGAACCCCAAUGCCUGGUGAAUCUUUGAGAGAUUUCUACAAACGUACAAAUAUGUACUGGCAAAUGGCAGCCCACGAACAUACCCAACACACUGGAAAGGAGCUCCGUAAGGAUGGCUUUGAUCUUGCUGAAGCUCGAUACACAGAGCUUAAACCAAUUCUGGACGAGUUGGCCAUAUUAGAAGCAGAGCAGAAGGCUGAAGAGCAAGAAGCUGAAACCAGUACUAGUGCUAGGAAGAGAGGCAAGAAAAGAUAGGUGUUGAGCCUUGUCUUAGAAACGUCAAUCAGCCUCUUACAAUUUUGGUUCUAAAAUUAUAUGAAUAUGCGCUUAAGCAUACUCAGUGUGCUAUAUCCGAGUGUAUUUUGAGAUUAUUGUAGAAUAUGAUAGACAAAAGUUAGGAUCCUGACUUGUUUUACUCAAGUUGUGUGCACGUUUAUGGCGGUAAACGUAAGUACUUGACUAUAACUCUUUUCCCUCCUACUUUCCUGGAGAACUAUAAGUCGGACCAUGAAUGCUUUCUCAAA